GGCACUUUCUGUCACUGUCACAAACAGCUGGACUGAUUGAAGUUCAUGAAUUCAAGUUUCCACGUAAAACAAUACAAGUUAUUGCAAAAAAAAUAAGAAAGUACAUUAAUUCGGUAAUUAUGGAGCAGUGGAUUAGUGAAGGAUUAUCCAAAAUUUUGGAUUUCCAGAUACCGGAUGAUUUAAUAAAAUACAUAAUGUCAAUAGAAAGUGAGAAUGAUUUGAAUGAGUACAUGAAGACUCUACUCGACUUUGAUAACUCACAACAUAAAGGUUUCUUCUUGGAAUUGUGCAAGAAAAAGUUUCCGAGCCGGGCCAGCUCACAACCAAAGCAACAGAAGAAGAAAAUAUCAAAGAACAAGCAACAAGACUUCAUCAGUGCCCCACCAGUGCAGGAAAUAAAGGAACCAGUGGAAACUGAUGGCAAGUCUAAGAAGAAAACUAAGUAUGUCAACUUAUACUCUCAAGAAGGGAAAAAUGCACAAGUUGUGUUGCUAAAAGGCAGACAUCGCUGUGACUGCCAGGCUUCCAAACAUGAUUUGGUUAACAACUGCAUCCAAUGUGGACGCGUUGUAUGCACGCAAGAGGGCUCAGGACCAUGUCUGUUCUGUGGCAAUUUGGUAUGCACUCCAGAGGAACAAAAAGAGUUAAAUUCAAAGACCAAAGGGGCUGCCAAGCUGAUGGAAUCUUUAAUGGAACGCAGUAGACCUAAGGGAUGGGAAGCUGCUCUGUCACACAGAAAUCGUCUACUGGAGUACGAUCGCACAAGUGAGCGUCGUACCCGCGUCACGGAUGAUGAUAGCGAUUAUUUCAACGCAAACAGUGUGUGGUUGAAUGCUACUGAAAAGGAGAAGCUGGAGAAAUACCAACAAUCUCUCCAUGAAAAGAAGCAUGGCUCAAGGCUUAACAAGAAAAUGACAUUUGAUUUUGCCGGCCGUCAAAUAGUGGAAGACAACACAAUAGACUAUGAGCCAGACGAGGAUCAGAUCAAACAGAUGACCAGUGACAGUUCUAACAGUGGGAGCAAGUUGCAGCAUGAUAUGUUCAUUGGAGUGGCCAGUGACAGGGACGUGGCGCCUGGAGUUAACGCACCACUUUUAAAGUUCGACCCCUCAGUGGAGACACAAGGUUACGCUCAGGUGACCAGAAGUAACCCUGGCCAACAGCUGCCUCGAGUACAGGACUUGGAACUGCAAGAGAUGAGCGAUACGGGCCGUUGUCUAUCCAUGCACCAGCCCUGGGCCUCGCUGCUUGUUGAAGGAAUUAAGCUGCACGAAGGUCGUACCUGGUACUCCAGUCACCGCGGGCGGCUAUGGAUCGCGUCUACGGUAAAACCACCAGACCAAGAAGUCGUUAGGGCUAUUGAAAACCAGUACAGAGUUCUAUAUCCAGAGACAGAAGUAACGUUCCCAUCGUUCUACCCUACUGGAUGUCUUCUCGGCUGUGUCAACGUAGACGAUUGUUUACCUCAAGAAGAGUACCAGAAAAAAUAUCCUGGUGGUGAGAGUGAUAGUCCGUAUGUGUUCAUUUGUUCAAAUCCCAUCAGUUUGAGGCUUCGGUUCCCGAUCAAAGGAGCCCAUAAAAUAUAUGCAUUAGACAAGACGAUUCACCAAGCGGCUGUGAAGUGUAUUCAGAAAAUGUCCAAAGUCCAAGCAAAUGCAGCAUAAGGUCCAUAAACUUAUUACCUAAACGUAAUUAA
Molecule: messenger RNA, 1696 nt
Organism: Spodoptera exigua (beet armyworm)
Lineage: Eukaryota; Metazoa; Arthropoda; Insecta; Lepidoptera; Noctuidae
Source: the annotation of a GenBank genome assembly